AUGGCCAUGCAAAUGUGUAACAGACGUGUCACUCAGGUGACAACAAAUCUUGUUCGACAACUUGUUAAACCUAUACCAAUGAAAGUUGAAGACGAUCAUCAUACUGAUGAACAUACACAUAUAUCUAUACCAGAAACACCAACAUUAAAGACAAUUGUUUCGAUGUAUAAAUAUUUAUUGAAUGGUAAUACAUCUAUAACAACUGGACUUAAUAGUGCUCUUAGCAUUCGCCAUGCGCAUACUGAUAUUCAAGUACCAAAUUUUGAUUAUUAUCGUCGUAAAGCACGUCUUGAUGCAUCAAAAUCGUAUCGAGAUGCUAGUGAUAGCACUUCACCUUAUUCUUAUUUAACUCCAAUUGGUAUGGCUAUAACAUCAGCUUAUAUGGCCAAAUAUAUAGUACGAGACAUAGUUACUUAUGUGGGUCCAGCAAAAGAUGUAAUGUCACUUGCUAAAGUUGAAAUAAAACUUGAUGCCGUACCUGAAGGCAAAAAUGCUGUAUUUGAAUGGCGUAAUAAACCAAUUUUUGUUCGUCACCGUACACCACAAGAAAUUGCACGAGAAGAAGGUGUCAAUGUUAGUCAAUUACGUCAUCCACAAAAUGAUUCUGAACGUGUACAAAAACCUGAAUGGCUUAUUGUUAUUGGUAUAUGUACUCAUCUUGGUUGUAUUCCAAUAGCAAAUGCCGGUGAUUUUGGUGGUUACUAUUGUCCUUGUCAUGGUUCGCAUUAUGAUGCAUCUGGACGUAUACGAAAAGGUCCAGCACCACUUAAUCUUGAAGUUCCUCAAUAUGUAUUCAAAGAUGAUAGUACAGUUGUCAUUGGUUAG
Rotaria sp. Silwood1 is the source of this 825-nucleotide messenger RNA. The record is from the annotation of a GenBank genome assembly. NCBI's taxonomy places the organism in Eukaryota, Metazoa, Rotifera, Eurotatoria, Philodinida, Philodinidae.